This is a messenger RNA of Penaeus chinensis, 498 nucleotides long. RefSeq lists its product as uncharacterized. The record is from RefSeq and is a predicted model, not a curated record. NCBI's taxonomy places the organism in Eukaryota, Metazoa, Arthropoda, Malacostraca, Decapoda, Penaeidae. The transcript has 4 exons. The coding region runs from base 3 to 449 and encodes 148 amino acids.
AAAUGAAUACGGUGUUGGCAAUUCUGGCAGUUAUACCAACGAUAGCCGAGUGUGCACGGUUGAACUAUGGAAACAAUUAUGCAGGGACGCAGGUUCAGGACUGUUCCACGAAAGUAACGUAUAUAGUGACCACCAUGCCUGUCACGCGCACCGUCACGGCGACCGCUUUGAAUUCCGUGACAGAGACCAAGUCCGUGACGCGAACUGCUCUCUUGACACGAACGGCCCUCGUGACGCGAACGGCCCUCGUGACAGUCAAGCAGCUCGUGACGCAAACGGCCCUCGUGACGAUGAGACAGAGCGUCACCGUCACCGACACCGUCACCAGAACAGAGACGUCGAGGAUCCAGCAGAUCGUCACGUCGACGGUCUUGAGGCAACAGUUUCUGACCGUCGCGAAGCCUUGCCUUUCUCUCGGUAUUCCGAGCUAUGGCCCAAAGCUUUGGUAACUUGAGAGAUCGACAAACCUCCUGAUCGUGCACAUAUCUUCGGUAUAUA